Anoplopoma fimbria (sablefish) is the source of this 1951-nucleotide messenger RNA. RefSeq names its product OTU domain-containing protein 1. Gene Ontology annotation, biological process: protein deubiquitination. Gene Ontology annotation, molecular function: cysteine-type deubiquitinase activity. NCBI's taxonomy places the organism in Eukaryota, Metazoa, Chordata, Actinopteri, Perciformes, Anoplopomatidae. The record is from RefSeq and is a predicted model, not a curated record.
GACCGUCUCCUCGCCCCCCCUGUGUCUCUGGUAUCCGGACUCCGGGCCAUGGAAACGCUCCCUACAACUCUGCUGUUUGUUGAUGACAUGCGGGGUAUUAAUAGAUGUUGUUGUCAUCUUUCCGUAACAGCCCGGCUGCGACGUUCGGUAUAAAGGAGACUCCUUCCAAAAUGCAACUGUACAACAGUGUGCUCACACACUACCCGAGGUCGUCUCGCAAAGUUACAAUAACUUUAUCGACCGGACCCGAGCGCCUGAACGGGAACGCGCCGAGCUCCUCUGACGCGCAUAAACCGGGAUUCACACAACCGGGCUCCACUCCAACGACCAACAGGGAUCCGGUGAGACAGGCUGCUUCUUCCGCAAACAUGCAGGCCUUCUCGUGCUACAAACCUUCAUCUAUGAGGCCUGUUUACUUCACUUCCACUGCUGAGAUAUUAAUCCGCAGACCUGAUGGAGUGGAGAGGUCUGUGCCGGUCCACAUCAUGAGGGAGUCCAGGACCAAACCCUGCUCUCCUGACUCCCGUAACGGUGAGAGAAUCCUCUAUGAGGACUGUGACUCUGAUGUGAUCGUGGACUUGAUAGAUCAGCUGAGAAAUGGCAGAGAGGAGCUGGUUGGAAAUCACUUUUUCAACAGAAACAACAUGUGUGGACCCAGAAGAGAAGAAAGCGAGAAGGUGGUUGGAAAUUCAAGUGAGGAGGAUACAGAUUCUGUAGCUCAUGCUCCCUUCAGAAGCAAUGGAUGGGACUCAUUACAUGAAGGGGAGCUGGUUCCCUCCAGAGCAGAGGACCCCGAAGGCCUCAUAAAGGAAGACUUUAGGGAUCAGAGCAGUGGCAAAGCUGCCCCGGCAUCGGAUGAGAGACGGGCCUUUGAGCUCAGCGUUCUGCAGGAGUCUCCUCCACGGAGGUGCAGAGAGCCGGAGGACGUCAACAAUAAAGUCACCCGGUACCUGGCGGAAGUAGAGAAGCAAAACAAGUACCUCCAGGAGAGGCAUAAGUACAGGUACCACAUCAUUCCAGACGGCAACUGUCUGUACAGAGCUGUGUGCAAGGCCACGUACGGGGACCAGGCGAGGCACGGGGAGCUGAGGGAGCAGACGGUGCACCACAUCGCCGACCACCUGGAGGAGUUCAACCCCAUCAUCGAAGGGGACGUAGGGGAGUUCCUGAUCAACGCAGCGCAGGACGGUGCCUGGGCGGGUUACCCCGAGCUGCUCGCCAUGAGCCAGAUGCUGAACGUCCACAUCCACCUGACGACGGGGGGGAGCUCGGAGAGCCCCACCGUCUCCACCAUGGUGCACUAUCUCGGGGGGGAGGAGGACGCCUCCAAGGGGGCCAUGUGGCUGAGCUGGCUGAGCAACGGCCACUACGACGUCAUUCUGGACAAGUGUCUCCCCAACCCGGAGUACGAGGACUGGUGCAGACAGUCCCAGAUGCAGAGGAAGCGGGACGAGGAACUGGCCAAGUCGAUGGCUGCCUCAUUAUCCAAAAUGUACAUUGAGCAGAAUGGAUCUGCGUGAAAUGAAUGCAUUAAAGGACGCACACUGAUCCAGUAGAAUGCAGAACCUCUGAUUCUGCUCAGAAAAUAUUUUUUUAUAAGAUUUAUAUCUUCAGAGAGAGAAAGUGCAGUGCACAUAUUUUGUUUUUUUUUGUAUAUGCCAGCAUUGCCAAAUUAGUGGCAGUGAUUCUAAAAGAGUGUGAGUGUUCUUUGUAUGAGGAAGUGCUUUUGAGUAUUUAUUUGCCUUCUAUUGUCUGACUUGUUAUUUUUCUAUGUUUGUGCUUUGUAGACCAUUGCCAAUUACAGAAAAGACUUUGAUUUGCUAUUUGUCACUAUAGCUACUGUUAAAUAUCUGUAAUGCUACUCUCUUUUGCACAUAAUUCCUAUAAGACAAGUCCAGAGAGUUUGAUUUGUGUCAGUGAAAACAAUUCUUUUUCUAUUAUUCCAGUUCUC